AGCCUUCCAAUGGAGAUAAAAGAAGUUGUCAGAAGAUAUGAAACAAGAAAUAAGACAGCAGGAACACAACUGCCAUCAUCCAAAUCCAAAGUCGACUGGAGACGCACUCGAAGGGAGCUCAUACUACUUGAUAGCAAUGACGAAUCCUCAGCUACUUCUGAGGAGGAAGAGCUGACCACAUCAGAAGAUAAAAUAGAUGAAAAAGAUGAAGCUGUUGUGAAGAACGGUCUGUCACAUCAGGAAGAGAAAAGCUGCAACGGGGAAUUAACAGACGACGGUGAGGAUGAGUGUAUUGUGCUUCGGAAGCGUAAAAGGUUGAACACCUCUGUUUUGUAUGACAGUGAUGAAAGUGAGGACAGUGACAUAGUUGUUAGAAAAGUUUUUGCUAAGCGCCGCUGUAUAAUGGAUGCAGAUGAGGGUUUCGAAGAACAGCAACCUGACAAAAAAUGCCCUGCAGAAAAUGUUUCCACUAAUAGGAAACAGAAAGUGUUCUCAGAAUUGAAAGAACUUGCAAGACAACGCGCAGCUCGGAGAUCCUGCAGCAAUGCAAACUGUGAGGAUUCUAAUAGUGAAGCAGAAAUAGAAGAGGAACCACUUUGGGACUUGCCCCUCACACCAACAGAAGGUAGUGAAACUGACAGUGACAGCAUGAAAGAUUUUAUAGUAAAGGAUGACAACGAUGAUGAUGAUGAUGAUGAUGAUGACCAGAACACAGAGCACAUAAAGAGUGAAAAUCAGCCACAGCGAACGCAACUAAAUGCAUCGAAUAGUGACCUGCUGGCAUACUACAUUCCACAGUUGUCUCGCUGCAAUCAUUAUGUACACUUCAAAAGAAUAGUAAAGGCUUUCCUCAUAAAUGCAAUUGAUGGCACUUUUCUCAGCUCAUUAUAUGAUGGAACAAGACAAAAGAGGUAUGCACGAGAUAUGUUGCUGUCACUCCGUUAUUUGGAUGAUCGCUUCAUUCAGCCUCGUCUGGAGAACUUGAUCGCUAGAAGUCGCUGGAAGGAUCGAUACAAGGAGCGUGUGGAUUGUUACCCAGAUGUUCGCAUACUCUUGAAAAAGUCAAAACAUAUACCUUGCCAGGCCUGUGAAUUGAAGCGAUAUUGCACGUUUAAUGUGCAGCUCUCUGGAAAGCUUUAUAAUAGCACAACUAUGGAAGUGGAUGACUUCAUGUCAGAUGACAAGCAGAUUUUGAAGGUCGGUGUGGUGUGCGCAAAUCGUACAGGAGUUUAUCACAAUUUGAAGCAUUUCAAGUACAAGUUGUAUGUGGAUUGCUGCUCCAUUGCCAAAUUGGAUGAUGUUGAGGAUGAACCAGUCAAAGACGCUGUAGAGCGGCAAUUCAGCCACUUGGAAGAGAGUGGGUGGAUUCAGAAGAGAUACAAUGAUCUUGAAGACUACAUGGAUGAUGCAGACAAUUUCCAAGAAGAGAAAAUUGAUUAA
Acanthisitta chloris (rifleman) is the source of this 1440-nucleotide messenger RNA. RefSeq names its product coiled-coil domain containing 82 (gene CCDC82). Gene Ontology annotation, cellular component: nucleus. The annotation marks the transcript as partial. The record is from RefSeq and is a predicted model, not a curated record. The transcript is spliced from 7 exons. NCBI's taxonomy places the organism in Eukaryota, Metazoa, Chordata, Aves, Passeriformes, Acanthisittidae.